Molecule: messenger RNA, 522 nt
Organism: Trypanosoma brucei brucei TREU927
Lineage: Eukaryota; Euglenozoa; Kinetoplastea; Trypanosomatida; Trypanosomatidae
Exons: 1
Coding region: 1-522 (173 amino acids)
Source: RefSeq, a predicted model, not a curated record
AUGCACAGGUGUAAGAGUGCGUAUGCACAGACUUUUUUGUCUGUUUAUCCCUACAACAUUUUCCUUCGGCCCAUCUGUUUCGUUUCAACUUAUUUUCCUCAUCGCUGUGCUUUUCCUUCCCUUCCCUUCCCUCACUUCUCUUCACUUCCUUUCCCUUUCCCUUUUCUUCCUUCUUCACCCGCGCGUACACGCAUUCGUCUUUAUACCCUCCACUGUCGUUCUCAUUUACCCUCGUCUCUGUACUCUCCUUCUUUUUUUUUUCUCUCUCUCCUUUACGUGCGCGACGUUAGUUCGACCUCUACGCGUCUACGAAUGCGUUUUUGGUAUUCGUGGCACUGUGUUGUAUCACUUCCUGCUUUUUUUUUACUUUUCGUUUAUUGUUUUUUUUUUUUAAUCACCUUGUUCCACCGCCACCAUCAAUGCCAUCAUUGUAUCUCUCUUUUUGUAUGUGUUGUUUUACCUUUUCCCAGUGGUAAGCCUCAAAUAUCGCAACGACUGUUGUGCACCACUGGUGAAUCAUAA